AUUUGACGGCAAGCAAAUCUCAAAAAAUAAUAGAACUCGAUGGGAGCAAUGACAAAGAUUCUGAAAAUUUGUCAGAGGUCAGAAAUGUGAAAGAUACAAAUAGACCGUUCAUACUAAAGGAUAUAAAGAGAUUAGAAGAUUUGACAAACAAAUCACCAAAUCCAAACUUGGCUUUUAACUUGGUGAAUAUUUUAUAUGCGUACGCGUAUGCGUGCCGUAUUUUUAACGGUGACAUUUAUGAAAAUCCGGAAGAGUCGAUUCGUGUGAUAUCGUCAUUAUCCCCAAUCCUGAGUAUUAAUGAAAGUUUGAUGUAUGAAAGCGUGUCUCAGGCUCUUGCUAUAAGCAAUAGUAUUAUCCUCCAG
Messenger RNA from Acaulospora morrowiae, 362 nucleotides. The record is from the annotation of a GenBank genome assembly. Lineage: Eukaryota; Fungi; Glomeromycota; Glomeromycetes; Diversisporales; Acaulosporaceae.